AUGGAGAAGGUGAAGAGCGGCUUUAUGGACCUCCCGAGGGAGAAGGUGGACGGGAAGCAGCAGGUGGAGAAUCUAGAGCUUGGAUUCAUCCAGCUCUCUGGAGCGACAGAUGGCAUGAGAGAGCACAUCAUAGUAUAUGAGAGCCAGGGUGCAGGGCCAAACACGCGGCACCAAGAGGAGGAAGCCAGCAGGCUGGCCCAGAACGAGGAGGAGAUGAAGGUGAAGCUGCUGGAGCUGCAAGAUAUGGUGUUGCUGGUUGUGGGCGACCACGAGGGGCAUGACAAAUUCCUCCCUGCUGCCCAGAACCGUGUUGAUGAGCCUGCUCCAGGGGCUCCAGCCCCCCAGGAACUUGCGGCUGCUGAGGAGCAGGGUGAUUUUCACAACAGCGUGGAGCCUGCACUGGCAGAGGCCAGGGAGGGUUCUCCCCGUGACAACCCCACUGCACAGAAGAUCCUGCAGCUGCUUGCUGUAAUGCAGGACACCCAGGAGCACCCAGGCUUGGCCACCAAACCCUGCGUGCCAUUCUUUUACCGGGCAGCCAAGAACAGAGAGAUAAACAUCAUCAUCAUCUGA
Piliocolobus tephrosceles (Ugandan red Colobus) is the source of this 573-nucleotide messenger RNA. Its product is annotated as golgin subfamily A member 6B-like. NCBI's taxonomy places the organism in Eukaryota, Metazoa, Chordata, Mammalia, Primates, Cercopithecidae. Bases 1 to 573 code for a protein of 190 amino acids. The transcript has 5 exons. The record is from RefSeq and is a predicted model, not a curated record. Gene Ontology annotation, molecular function: protein binding. Gene Ontology annotation, biological process: Golgi organization. Gene Ontology annotation, cellular component: Golgi cis cisterna; Golgi cisterna membrane; Golgi apparatus.